Penicillium coprophilum is the source of this 1533-nucleotide messenger RNA. RefSeq names its product endonuclease III domain-containing protein. The record is from RefSeq and is a predicted model, not a curated record. The coding region runs from base 1 to 1533 and encodes 510 amino acids. NCBI's taxonomy places the organism in Eukaryota, Fungi, Ascomycota, Eurotiomycetes, Eurotiales, Aspergillaceae. The transcript has a single exon. Gene Ontology annotation, biological process: base-excision repair. Gene Ontology annotation, molecular function: catalytic activity.
AUGGAACGCCGCAUUACUCGUUCAACAGCACGGGCUGUAGCUUCUUUGAUUGCAGGAGAAGAAAAUACCCCUUCGGUUACUCAAGCAUCCAACACUACUAAAGUGAACAAACGAAAACGCCUCAAUCCAACUGACACGCCCAAUGUCUCCAAUCCCCUGACUACACCCAAAAAUAACACAAUCACUGAUGUAAAAUCGCCUACUGACCAGAAAAUCAAGCAAGAGAAGCCAGUGCUGGGCCCAGCGCUGUUUGAUGAACUCCCUCACAACCUAGGAUCUUUGCCAGCCUCAUUGUCUGUAGCAACAGAACUUUCGGCACCAAUUGCUGGAUUUGACAAGGAAAACCAAACUUUGAAGGACGAACAAGUUGACAAUGUGGUCACUGAGCUACAAUCCACUGUGAACAAGGCUACAACCCAAUUGAAGAAGGAACCUAAAAUUCCAAUUACCACAACCGGCCGCAAGCCAAAGAAGAAUACUUAUGGCCUGACGCCCGGUAUCUCUCCUUUUCCCGAACUGGCUCGACCAACCGCCGAGGAGUGCGAAGUUGUCAAUCGGCUGUUGUCCAGCAUUCAUGGUGUAGUCACUGCCCCGGCAACCAUCCCUGAGCCCUCCCUGACAGUCACCGGAUGUGGUGAGGUCCCAUCUGUUCUGGAUGCCUUGAUUCGUACUCUUCUCAGCGGUGCCACCACAGGCAACAAUGCUGCCAGGGCUUUUGGUGGGCUUGUGCAACGAUUUGGCACUCUUUCAGAGGGCAUCGGCAAGGGAAGCGUGAAUUGGGAUGCCGUACGACAGGCUACUGUGAAAGAUGUGUUUGAAGCCAUCAAAAGUGGUGGCUUGGCCGACAUCAAAAGCAAGAAUCUCAAGGCGAUUCUUGACAUAGUCCACGAGGACAACCAGGUGCGCCGGGCUAUCUUGUUAGAUUCUGAGUCGAAGAACGACUCAUUGUCUAAGCUGGUUCCUGAAAAGGCCGAAAAGGACAAACAAUACGAGAUUGCCUGUGCAGACCAGAACGUCCUCUCCCUCAAUCACCUCCACAAUCUCACCAGUGAAGAAGCCAUGGCCGAUCUGAUCAAGUACCCCGGAAUCGGACCCAAGACAGCCGCCUGUGUGAUCCUGUUCUGCCUCCAGCGGCCCUGUUUCGCCGUUGACACGCACAUUUUUCGGAUCUGCCGCUGGCUCGGAUGGAUUCCUGUCCGUGCAAACGAAGUAAGCGCCUUUAGCCACCUGGAAGUGCGCAUCCCCGACCACUUGAAGUAUUCUCUCCACCAACUGUUCAUCCGGCAUGGGAAGACCUGUCCCCGGUGCCGAGCUGCUACCGGCGAGUCCAGUGCUGGUUGGGAGGACGACUGUGUCAUUGAUCACUUGUUGACCCGCGAUGGGAAGCGCAAGGGCAAUGGCCCGUCUGUGGUUUCUAAGAAGCAAGCAGCUGCUAAGGGCGUGGCUGGUAAGCGCAAGAAAGUGAACAAGGACUCCGAGGACGAGACUGAGGAAAGCGAGAGUUCAUUUUCUGACGUAACAAGUGACGAAUGA